AUGUCGAUAUCCUCAUCUAAAAAAAAUAAUUUUACUGAAAUUAGAAUUCUCAAACUUUGUCUAAAAUACUAUUUAUCUGAUGUAAAAAAUAUUAAAUUAAUGUUUUGUGUUUUAAUAUCUUCGAUUUUAGCAAAACAUGUAAUUUCUUAUUUUUUAAAAAAAUUAAUAUAUGAUCUAAAUUCGACGAAUAAUUUAACUAAUGAUUGUCAAAUUAUUUUUAUCUGCCAUAUUUUGUAUUCAAUUUUUUCAUCAUCUUCACAAUACAUUAUUCUGUGUUGUAGUACAUUGUUUCAGUCAAAUACUUCGAAAAGAGCUCUACUAAAAAUAUUGAAAUAUGAGGCAGGAGACAGUAUAGAUUUAUCUAGCGGAAAAACACAAUUUGCAAUUAGUGAAGGGUCUCUCGCCAUGUCUAAGCUGUUUGAGCAUUGCAUUCUUGAGCUGUUGCAAAAAGUUGGAUAUUUUAUUUCAGAUUUUUUAUUAAUUUAUAGAAAUACGUCAAAAAUUCAUUUAUAUUUUUGUUUUUUUAUUGUAAUAUUAGCUAUUUUUAUUCACAUUAAAGGUGCUAUGGUAGCUAUGAAAUGUAAAAAAGAUAUGAACAGUGCCAGAGGGAUUUGUGACAAACUGAUUUAUGAAGAUAUAACAAAUUAUGAAAUCAUUAAAUCAUUUCAAACAGAAGAUUAUCAUUUAGAAGAUUAUAAUAAUAAGCUUAAUCUAUGGAAAGCUGCAUCAUUAAAGCAUAAUAAAACAGUGGUUUUGCUUUCUUUUAUGGAUGACAUAAUCUUUUUACUGGCAGCAUUUAUUUCUAUAUUGAUUUUACAGUUACAGAAUGUUUCAAAUCCUGUUAAAUACAGAAAUAUUUACGAUUCAUUUUUGAGUUUAGAAAAAACUAUUGAAAAUAUUUCAGGAAUAUUUAGAAAGUAUAAAGAAGCUUUAGUUACUAGUAAACUUAUUUUAUAUUAUUUAGAAGUCAUUAAUGAAGAAGUAAAAGGAACUUCUGUAAAAGAUACCUUUAAAAAAGAAAUUGUUUUUAGAAACGUUGGAUAUUCUAUUAACGGCAUACAAAUAUUUAAAAAUAUUAAUUUUGUACUAAAAAAGGGAGAUAAGGCUUGUAUCUUUGGUAAAAAUGGUUCUGGAAAGAGUACGAUAUCUAAAAUUUUGACUCGUUUGUGUUAUAUUGAUUCUGGUUCUGUCACUAUUGAUGACAUAGAUAUUUAUGAAAUUUUAAUAACGAAAUAUAGAAAGCUUAUUACAUAUGUACCCCAAGAGACGAUUCUUUUUGAUGAAUCUGUUGUUUUUAAUUUAUCUUACGGAAACAAUGAGCCAUUUGCCUCUAUUGUUGAAGAAUGUAAAAAAAUGGGCAUUCAUAAGGAUAUAUUAAAAUUAGAAGAUGGAUAUAACACAAUAUUAGGUGAACGUGGAUUGAAUAUUAAUGGUGGUUUAAGACAAAAAAUAUUUUAUGUUAGAGCACUUUUAUCGAAGGCUCAAGUUUACAUUUUUGACGAGCCUACUAAUAAUCUAGACGAAAAAUCGUCAAAUAAUGUUAUUGAUUUAAUUUUGGGAGAAAGGUUCUUUGAUAAAACAGUGUUAGUUGUUUGUCAUGAUUAUGGACAUGUAAAAAAAUUUCCUAAAAUUUUUAAAUUUAUUAAUGGUAAAAUUUUUACAGAAGUAAAAUAA
Vairimorpha ceranae is the source of this 1674-nucleotide messenger RNA. RefSeq names its product multidrug resistance protein atm1. The record is from RefSeq and is a predicted model, not a curated record. Lineage: Eukaryota; Fungi; Microsporidia; Nosematidae. Gene Ontology annotation, biological process: transmembrane transport. The transcript has a single exon. Bases 1 to 1674 code for a protein of 557 amino acids. Gene Ontology annotation, molecular function: ATP hydrolysis activity; ABC-type transporter activity; ATP binding. Gene Ontology annotation, cellular component: membrane.